UCCAGCAGCGGAGGCCAUGGGGGGUGGGGGGCGACGCGCCCGGCUUUUCCCUCUCCUGAAUUUUUCCCCUUUGCAGCAUCAGUAGCACAGAGCCAGCCUCCGACCAGGCGACGCUGUUCCUGCUGCAGCCUGCCGCCGUGCGCUCCCCGCGCGCUCCCCGUGCGCUCCCCCAGCUCGGAAGGCAGCGUUAUUACGCACAAAGAGCGAGAAUCCGGAGGACCGGAGAAGCGGAGCAGCGGAGCAGAGGGCGGCCAGUGAGAGCCAGCGCGCACCGGACGAACAGACCAAGAUGUCUGCCAGAGGAGGGAAGAAGAAAGCCACCAAGCUGUCCCGCUCGGCCCGGGCCGGAGUCAUCUUCCCCGUGGGGAGGAUGAUGAGGUACCUCCGCACCGGGACGCACAAGUAUCGCAUCGGCAUGGGGGCGCCGGUCUACAUGGCAGCCGUCAUCGAGUACCUGGCAGCUGAGAUCUUGGAGUUGGCUGGAAACGCAGCGCGAGACAACAAGAAAGGCAGAAUCACCCCGAGACACAUCAAGCUGGCCGUGGCCAACGACGAGGAGCUGAACCAGCUGCUGCGGGGGGUGACCAUCUCCAACGGAGGGGUUCUGCCCCGGAUCCACCCGGAGCUGCUCUCCAAGAAGAGGGGGGCUCGGGUCAGCCAGGCCUCCGUCCCCGACAAGCAGGAGGAGCGAGCCAAGAGCAAGAAGCCCGUCAAGUCCUUCAAGAAGGUCAAAGGCAAACGAGGCCGCAAGCCAAAGAGCACAGACAACGACAAAGAGUCGGUGCCCAACUCCACCGGCGAGGACGGUCCCGGAGACGGCUUCACCAUCCUGUCAGCCAAGAGCCUGUUCCUGGGACAGAAGCUGUCACUGACGGAGAGCGAGCUGGGGAAGAUCGGAACCAUCAAGGUGGAAGGAAUCAUCAACCCCACCAACGCAGACAUGGACCUGAAGGACGGCGUGGGGAACGCUCUGGAGAAAGCCGGAGGACGCGAGUUCCUGGAGGCCGUGAAGGAGCUCCGGAAAGCACAGGGGCCUCUGGAGGUGGCGUCAGUGGCGGUGAGCCAGGCCAGCGGCAUGGCCGCUCGCUUCAUCAUCCACUGUAACAUCCCUCAGUGGGGCUCCGACAAGUGUGAGGACCAGCUGGAGAAGACGGUGAAGAACUGCCUGUCGGCAGCAGAGGACAAGAAGCUCAAGUCUGUGGCGUUCCCCUCUCUUCCCGCAGGACGGAAUGGAUUCCCCAAGCAGACGGCGGCUCAGCUCAUCCUCAAGGCCAUCUCCAACCACUUCGUGUCGUCCACCAGUUCCUCCCUGAAGAACAUUUACUUUGUGCUGUUUGACAGUGAGAGCAUCGGCAUCUACCUGCAGGAAAUGGCCAAGCUGGACGGGAAGUGAGGCGGCGCCGCGGCCGCCGCUGUUUUUUAACUGUUGUUUGUCUUUGAUGGUGUAAAGUAGGAGGUCCAGCUGGUCUAAUGAGGAAAA
Salarias fasciatus (jewelled blenny) is the source of this 1480-nucleotide messenger RNA. It is a transcript of the gene macroh2a2, whose product is annotated as macroH2A.2 histone. The record is from RefSeq and is a predicted model, not a curated record. NCBI's taxonomy places the organism in Eukaryota, Metazoa, Chordata, Actinopteri, Blenniiformes, Blenniidae. Bases 290 to 1393 code for a protein of 367 amino acids. Gene Ontology annotation, biological process: nucleosome assembly. Gene Ontology annotation, cellular component: nucleosome. The transcript has 9 exons. Gene Ontology annotation, molecular function: DNA binding; structural constituent of chromatin; protein heterodimerization activity.